CAUGGCUGCUUUCCUUCUUCUUCUGCUCUUAUCAUCAGGGGGGAUCUGAUCAUGGUUAAUGGACAGAGAACAUGGUGUGUGGCUAAGCCAUCAUCAGACCAGGCCACACUUUUAGCAAACAUAAACUAUGCCUGCUCUCAAGUGGAUUGCAGAAUUCUGCAGAGAGGCUGCCCUUGCUUCAUUCCUGACAAUCUCAUGAAUCAUGCUUCUGUUGCUAUGAAUCUUUAUUAUCAGUCAAAAGGAAAAAACCACUGGAACUGUGAGUUCAGAGGUUCUGGUCUCAUUGUUGUCACUGAUCCAAGUUAUGGGAACUGCAUCUAUCCAUAGCAAUGAGAAAUAAGAAACUAGAGAGGAGAAGCAAG
This is a messenger RNA of Neltuma alba, 362 nucleotides long. RefSeq names its product major pollen allergen Ole e 10-like. NCBI's taxonomy places the organism in Eukaryota, Viridiplantae, Streptophyta, Magnoliopsida, Fabales, Fabaceae. The transcript is spliced from 4 exons. The annotation marks the transcript as partial. The record is from RefSeq and is a predicted model, not a curated record.